AUGCAAAUGAAGCAGGUGCGUGAGUGCGGCGCGGCGCCCUGUUGUGUCGCGAGUAGUGCGCGUCGGAGCCGCGUGGCGGCGCUGUGCGCGCGUGUCUGGCGCGCAUGCGUGCGACACACCCUCCGCGCUGUUUAUUUAUCCGCCGCUAGUCCGGCGAGCGCGACGUGCCGCCAUACACCGCGCUACACGGUAGUUAUUGCUCGCCAUCACUGAGCCGCAGCGAGCAAUGUGCUAGACUCUGGAAGCUUUCCUUCCUGCAGUGCGUGCGAUGUGACUGGCCAGCCACUCCUGCUGUCUACUGAGCUCUGCCCUCAGUCCCCACUCCGCGGUAGUUACGUGUCACGAUGCAGCCGACGGUGUCUCCGUGGGCGUGGGUGUCGUCCCUGGACCGGCGCGCGCGCACCCGCGCCGCCGCCGAGCAUGCGCGCCCGCACGCCCGGGAACACGACAAGUUCGCAUUCUACGGACUGCGCAAGGACACGCGACACUUCAUUAGGCUGGACCCGCUGCCGAAGGGGCUGCUGCUGCCGCGGCAGUGGGCGGCCCCCACCGCGCCGCCCAUCACGUGGCGCGUCGACCGCUUCCACGACGUCGACACCUGGGAGAUCUCCAACAUGAAGGGCAUUCCAAACUUCCGGCCGUACGACCCGGUGUCCAUAGUGCUGCCGGCGGGGAGCGGGGCGGGGGCGGCGGCUGCAGGGGGCGCGGGGGGCGCGGCGAGUGGCGCGUCGUGGGGGCACGCGGCGCGCGGCUGGGCGGCCGGCGCCGUGGCGCUGGCGCUGCUGGUGCUGCUGGUCAAGGCGGCCGAGAACUGCCUGCACAAGAAACUCUUCCGGGCCAUCUACAUGCACACUAACGCGGGCGCGGCGGAGCUCGAGCCGGAGGUGAUGCGGGGACACUACCGGCUGCGGGGAGUGAUCAGACAGGACUCGGACGAGUGGUCCACGCCGAACGUGAUGGCGACCACGUUCCAGCACUACGACUGCGACGUGCCGACGCCGGAGCGCGUGCGGGGGCGCGCGUGGAGCGAGGACGAGCUGCCGCCGCCGUACGCCGCCGUGUCGCGCCUGCCGCCCAGCAAGCCCGCGCCCCCGGCGCCCGACGACGCGCCGCCCCCCUACUCGGCGUGCGCCCCCGGCCCCGCGGCCGCGGACCCGGCGCAGCGGCCGGAGCUGGUGUUCGAGAACGGGCGCAUCGUGGAGAUCAUGACGCAGGAGUCCCGCGCGCGCGCCGCGCCGCACUACGGCCGCCCCCCGCCCCCCCCCGCCCCCGCCCCCCACGCCAUGAUGCUGGUGUAGACAGCGCGCGGUGACGUCACGCGGACACAGACUCACAGUAUUUUUGUAUCGCGGAGUGCGCGGACUGGUCGCUCGACAGAGACUGUGCGACUGGCGCCGAGUACAGUCGAUGGCGAACCAAAUUACGUUGUAGUGGGAAGUGAAUCGAAGUAAUGCUCAAGGGUGGAGUUGGGUAUCAUUUUAAUAAAUUAUGUACAUUAGACUAGAUUGAGUACCUCGAUAUAUAGAUCUCGCUGUGUCUACAUAUACUUAAUACACACGACUAUGUAGCCUGUCUGGGACUAUGCCCUGUAUUGUAUACUUCAUGAUAUUGUCUCCUAGUCGUAGCUACAUCCUGCAGGCUCGUGUAGCGAGUGCCUAGCUCUGCUCUGUCUGUAUAUUUGUACCUCUAUGUAUUUCCCCGACAGAGACUAGCUCGCUGUCCCCGGCUGUACCAUAAGUGUAUGUUAAAGCCGAUAUUGUGUUAAGUGCCUUGAGAUUUGCACCAAUCGUGAGAACAUAGUACAAGUUGAGGUAGUGACGCGUGUGGUGUGGCGGGUGUGUCACACCCAGCACCCACGCGCCGGUAGUAGUCCACUAGCACUGCAGCAGGGCGCUACACUUGUGUCUCCUACAUAAAUAUGUAUUUACAAUAAACGUCUUCAACUCG
Molecule: messenger RNA, 1947 nt
Organism: Spodoptera frugiperda (fall armyworm)
Lineage: Eukaryota; Metazoa; Arthropoda; Insecta; Lepidoptera; Noctuidae
Exons: 8
Coding region: 345-1298 (317 amino acids)
Source: RefSeq, a predicted model, not a curated record